Messenger RNA from Medicago truncatula (barrel medic), 878 nucleotides. RefSeq names its product heavy metal-associated isoprenylated plant protein 31. Gene Ontology annotation, molecular function: metal ion binding. Lineage: Eukaryota; Viridiplantae; Streptophyta; Magnoliopsida; Fabales; Fabaceae. Bases 284 to 706 code for a protein of 140 amino acids. The transcript is spliced from 3 exons. The record is from RefSeq and is a predicted model, not a curated record.
ACUAUGCCUCAAAUAUGGGGGAGCGCAAUAAAAAGGCAUGCUUGGCGUGCAUACAUCCUUUUGUGAUUCCAAAACACAAAAACCUUUUUUGUACCAAUAACUGUUUAAAAGAGACCUUUCAAAGAACACUUUAGUAGCAACCAACAACAACAACACUUUGUUCAAAACCAACCAGUGACCACACCACAACAGAACACACACAACACUCUUCUUAUUUUUGCAUUGAGUUCAUUCACUUCUUCAAACAAGUCAACUUCUCAAUAAGCUAGCUAAACAAGCAAUAAUGUCUAAUAUGGUUGAGGUUAGAGUGCCAAAUCUUGAUUGUGAAGGGUGUGCUUCAAAAUUAAAGAAAGCUCUCUUCAAACUUAAAGGAGUAGAUGAUGUAGAAGUUGAAAUGGAGGCACAAAAGGUAACAGUCAGAGGCUAUGGUUUAGAAGAAAAAAAAGUAUUGAAAGCAAUCAAACGUGCAGGGAAAGCAGCAGAGCCAUGGCCAUUUCUACCGGGCCAUACUCAUUUUGCUUCAUUUUACAAGUAUCCAAGUUACAUUGUUAAUCAUUAUUAUAAUGAUGCAUACAAAAGUGAAGCAACAAAUGGAGUUCAUACUUUUUUUCAUACCCCUUCUGUUUAUUCAGUUGCUGUUGCAUCUGAUGAGGCUUUUGCUUCAAUGUUUAGUGAUGAUAACCCUCAUGCUUGCACUAUAAUGUAAACUAGGUUAAUAUUAAUUAAUUUUCUUUUUUGUAUUUUUUUUUUAAAUGAAGAUGAAGAGGUGAAAGUUGAGUGAGGUAUGUUUUUGCACUUCAAGGGAAUCUUAUGAAGUGUUUUGAGUUUGUUCAUUGGAUGACUUUAUUUAUUUCAUACUCGUUCUGUUUCAUUUGAAA